AUGGCUCUGUCAACCAAUUCCAAUAUCACUCAUUCUUCUGGAAUGGUUAUAAUUGCUAUUAAAGCUACCCAAUUUCCUCUCAAACCUACAUCUCAAAGUUAUCCUACUUGGCAUGCUCAGGUUUCUCCACUACUUCGUGGGCACAAUCUUCUUAGUUAUGUAGAUGGGACGAAUAAACCCGCUGCUACCAUAAUUACUAAAGAUGGCCAGGAAUUAAGCAAUCCUAAUUUUGAAUUUCGGUAUUGUCAAGAUCAGUUGAUUUUGGAAAAACUUCAGGUUUCAUUUGCUAAUAAAUCGACUACAAGGGUUCUUUCUCUUGGAGAAAAACUCUCCAAUACAAAAAGGGACACCAAAUCAGUAACUGAGUAUUUGCAUUCUCUCAAGAAUGUGGCUAAUGAACUUGCUCUUUGUGGCAACCCUGUUUCUGAUGUUGAAUUGGUGGUCUAUGUGUUGAAUGGCAUUAGUACUAAGUUCCGUGAUAUAGCUGCGGCUGUACAUUCAAGGGAUACUGUUAUCACAUUUGAAGAGCUUCAAAGUUUCUCACCAAAACAAAAUUAUCAUCAAGAUAAUUUUGGUUUUUCAUCUUCUAAUAUUGUUGCUGCUGAUGUUUCACAUUCACAAGGUCCUCACAAUCCUGGGUAUGCUACUGGUAACAGUGCCAAUUCUCACUUUAGGUGUGGCAAUAAUAAUUCAAAAAGUACAAUGUCAAAUUUGUGA
This is a messenger RNA of Jatropha curcas, 717 nucleotides long. The record is from RefSeq and is a predicted model, not a curated record. Lineage: Eukaryota; Viridiplantae; Streptophyta; Magnoliopsida; Malpighiales; Euphorbiaceae.